CUCCCUCUCCCUCUGUCUCUCUCUCUUUCUUUCUUUCUCUCUCUCUCUGUCUCGUAGGGCUUUCAGAGCGCCGCUUUUGGUCUCGAUCCGGGAGUGUAGUCUCUUCACUCAUUACCGCCGCAAUUGUCAGGUAGUUCUAUCAUUACUUUACUAUAGUCAUCUUUUUAUUGUUCAAUUUUCAUCGGAGUUAGGGUUUGUAUAUACUGAUUUUGAUGUUGGAUCUGUACUACGUUGAUCUGAUUUUUCCUACUGAUGCCUUAGGAUUCAAUCCUCAAUAUUUACCUUUUUUUUGCUUAUUUUGUGAAAAUUGUAAAUGUAUUCGGGGACCGAAACUUGUAGUGUCAGAUUUCAGAUUUGAUAGUUUUAAUUGUCUAGUCUGUUUAAUGUUGUUAAAUUGGUAACUCUGUGCAGUUAAUUUUUGUAAAAGAACUGAACUAUUUGAGUGCUAAUUAGCUGGCUAUGUGGAUAUUUGAUAUGGUGAAAUUAGGGGUUUUGGUCGAUAGAUUUCAGUUUUUAUCGGUGCUGAAUGAUGUAGUAUGUAUUGAUCUUUGAUUCGUGUUGAUCCAGCUGGGAUUUUUAAAGUCCUUUGUAGCUUUACACUUUCUGCAUCGGAACAGUUAGAUGCUAGGUUGAUUACUUAAGGUAUAACUUUGCCUUCUAUUCGGAUCUGUAAUAAUUUGGUUUCAUUUAAGAUUUUUGUAUUCCGCUUAGUAAUCCCCGUCAUGUUCUGCUCAAGUGGAUUACUGUCGUGUUUUAUUUUGUAGAUCUUUUUGUUUCAGGUGUUUUCUGUGAAUAAUCGGGUAAUUUUAUCUAUUAUUGAAGUAUUUAGGAUCUUUCUGUUUCUCAAAGGCUUGUUAUUUAUGCUGUUCACUUCGUCCCUAAUUGAUUCAGAGAAACUUGGCUGAACUGUUUCGCCUUAGAUCAUUUCUUAAGGAAUGUUAGAUCUUUUUAAUGCCUGGUUUUGUCAUUGAGCUGUUGUAUGGAAGGAAAAUGGUUGACAAUUUGACACAACUCUCUUCCCGACAUUCAGCUCUGUCCUACUAAUCGGCUUUACUGGGACGAGUUUUGUUUUUGCAGGAAUUUCAACGCUAUUAACUGCAAGAUUUCAAUUUUUCUUCCCUUUUUCUGCCACAUUUCUCUCCCAGCAUCCGAAUUGGUAGCAGAUAUACAAGCGUGAUGGAAGUCACCCAGGUGCUUUUGAAUGCACAAGCAGUGGAUGGAACCGUGCGGAAACAUGCAGAGGAAACUUUGAAACAGUUUCAGGAGCAAAAUCUCGCUGGAUUCUUGUUGUCUCUUUCUGGGGAGCUUGCUAGUGAUGAGAAACCUGUCGACAGCCGGAGAUUAGCAGGUCUGAUUCUAAAAAAUGCUUUGGAUGCGAAGGAACAACAUAGGAAGUUUGAGCUUGUUCAAAGAUGGUUGUCACUAGAUGUGGCGCUGAAAACCCAGAUCAAGACAUGCUUGCUACAGACCCUCUCAUCUCCUGUGCCUGAUGCUCGUUCAACUGCAUCACAAGUCGUUGCAAAGGUUGCAGGCAUUGAGCUGCCGCAGAAACAGUGGCCUGAACUGAUAGGAUCCCUCUUGUCAAACAUUCACCAGGCUCCUGUUCAUGUUAAGCAAGCUACUUUAGAAACUCUUGGGUAUUUGUGUGAAGAAGUUUCUCCAGAUGUCAUAGACCAAGAUCAAGUAAAUAAAAUACUUACAGCUGUAGUUCAGGGUAUGAAUGCAUCUGAAGGGAACAAUGAUGUGCGACUUGCUGCUACGCGAGCAUUGUAUAAUGCUCUUGGCUUCGCUCAGGCAAAUUUUACUAAUGAUAUGGAGCGUGACUAUAUUAUGAGAGUUGUUUGUGAGGCAACUUUAUCUCCAGAAUUGAAGAUUCGACAGGCAGCUUUUGAGUGUUUGGUCUCCAUUUCGUCAACUUAUUAUGAGAAAUUAGCUCCAUACAUCCAGGAUAUUUUUAACAUCACGGCAAAGGCUGUGAAGGAAGAUGAAGAGCCUGUUGCUCUUCAAGCCGUUGAGUUCUGGAGCUCAAUUUGUGACGAGGAGAUAGAUAUUUUGGAAGAGUAUGGGGGUGAAUUUACCGCAGACUCUGAUGUCCCUUGCUUUUAUUUUAUUAAGCAGGCUCUUCCUGCACUUGUUCCUAUGCUGUUGGAGACACUUCUUAAGCAGGAGGAAGAUCAGGAUCAGGAUGAAGGAGCUUGGAAUCUUGCUAUGGCUGGGGGAACUUGCCUUGGUUUGGUUGCACGGACAGUGGGAGACGAGAUUGUCCCACUUGUUAUGCCUUUCAUUGAAGAGAACAUAACAAAGCCUGAUUGGAGGCAGAGAGAGGCAGCCACUUACGCCUUUGGUUCUAUCUUGGAGGGUCCGUCUCCUGACAAGUUAAUUCCCACUGUAAAUGUUGCACUGAAUUUCAUGCUCACUGCAUUGACAAAUGACCCUAAUAGCCACGUGAAGGACACAACAGCUUGGACUCUGGGAAGAAUAUUCGAAUUCCUUCAUGGUUCAACUGUGGAGACGCCCAUUAUUACUCAGGGAAAUUGCCAGCAGAUUAUCACCAUUCUCCUUCAGAGCAUGAAAGACACUCCAAAUGUUGCCGAGAAGGCCUGUGGUGCUCUUUAUUUUCUGGCUCAAGGUUACGAGGAUGUGGGCAUAUCAUCUCCCCUAACUCCUUAUUUCCAGGAAAUCGUUCAGUCACUUCUCACUGUUACUCACAGAGAGGAUGCUGGGGAGUCACGAUUGAGGACUGCUGCAUAUGAGACAGUGAAUGAAGUGGUGAGGUGUUCGACGGAUGAAACAUCUCCCAUGGUUUUGCAGUUAGUUCCUGUUAUAAUGAUGGAGCUUCACCAAACUCUUGAAGCACAGAAGCUUUCAUCUGAUGAACGAGAGAAGCAGAACGAGUUGCAAGGGCUUCUUUGUGGUUGCUUACAGGUCAUCAUUCAGAAGUUAGGGGCAUCAGAGUCGACUAAGUACGUCUUCAUGCAAUAUGCAGAUCAAAUCAUGAGUCUCUUUCUCAGGGUUUUUGCUUGUAGAAGUGCGACUGUGCAUGAGGAGGCAAUGCUUGCCAUUGGAGCCCUUGCCUAUGCCGCUGGCUCAGACUUUGCAAAGUACAUGCCAGAGUUUUAUAAGUACUUGGAAAUGGGUCUUCAGAAUUUUGAGGAAUACCAAGUCUGUGCUGUCACAGUGGGUGUCGUUGGUGAUAUAUGCAGGGCGUUGGAUGAUAAGGUUCUGCCUUACUGCGAUGGCAUUAUGACCCAGCUCCUUAAAGACUUGUCAAGCAACCAGUUGCACAGAUCUGUGAAACCUCCUAUUUUUUCAUGCUUUGGUGACGUAUCCCUUGCAAUAGGGGAAAAUUUUGAGAAGUAUUUGAUGUAUGCCAUGCCUAUGCUCCAGAGUGCGGCAGAGUUGUCUGCCCACACAUCAGGUGCGGAUGAUGAAAUGAUCGAGUACACCAAUCUCCUAAGAAAUGGAAUAUUGGAGGCUUAUUCGGGGAUCUUUCAAGGUUUUAAAAACUCUCCUAAAACUCAGCUGUUGAUUCCUUAUGCACCGCACAUCCUCCAGUUCCUGGAUAGCAUUUACAUGGAGAAAGACAUGGAUGAUGUGGUGAUGAAAACUGCGAUUGGGGUUCUUGGAGAUCUAGCAGAUACACUGGGUAGUAAUGCAAGUGGUUUGAUUCAGCAAUCCCUCUCAAGCAAAGACUUUUUAAACGAAUGCUUGUCCUCAGAUGACCAUUUGAUUAAAGAAUCUGCCGAGUGGGCCAAGUUGGCUAUCAGCCGUGCCAUUUCUGUUUGAGGCUUUGGCCACUUGGUAUACACUUUUGCUUUUAGAAGUCCCUGCAUGCAUAUGAGUGUGUCGAGUGGGGGUCCAGGAUUGCAUUCAACAUGUCAGGUCAUCUCCAUUUUCUGACAACUGAAGUAAUUGGUCUUGAAGUUGUCACUAACUCUUGCAUCAGCACCAUGGGGUCGGGUUAUUGUCUAUUGUCACCAAGGGAGUGGGGAGGGAUGGUUUCUCAGAAUUGGUAAAGGCUUUUCUUGGACUAUGAAAGAUUUAUGUUGUCAGUGCUGGAAGAUUGGGAAACUGGUAAUGAAUUGUAGAUGUGAUGUGGUGAAUAGACAAGUGAAGCUGCUUGGUCAUUGGUUCUUUCUCAGUCUAACUCAUAUUGCAAUGAAUGGCCCAUGCCACCCCAGUGGUGCCAUCUUCUCCAAUUGGGUCGGAGGUCAAAAUGCAAAGCUUCACUUCACUCCUAAGGUCACCGCAUUCUUAAUUUCAUCUUCUUCCCAUAACUUAUUUUCCCCCUUUUUUUGGUCAAUUUGUCUCGCAUUGGUAAUAGUCUUCUGCAUCUCGUUGUCAUAGUCAGAUUCUGUAGAGUCUCAUUCACUUCUGUUUCCAUAUAUACAUUUGGAGGUUGGGGUUUUACCUACUCUUUUGCAUCAUACACAUUUCAUUUUUGUCAGUUGUCAGCAGGAGGUCUGUAAAAGUUAAGUGUUGAAUACAAUGCAUCCAUGAAAUCGUAAUUUGCUGCUGCUGCCUUUUUUUUUUUUUAAAUAAUUCCCGUUCUCUCAUAAAGUACAGGUCUUUUUGUAUCAUGCUUGGAUUGUGUGAUCAUAUUUUGAUUCCUCUAUCCAUAAAGAGUAAAUAUUUUGAGCUUGUCAUCAAUUGUGAUGACCUUUAAAGGAUAGGGAAGAGGAUUGGAGUUUCCCUUGUUGGGAAGGAGAGGCAAUGUAUUUUGUGGUCUUGCCUCAACUCUUUUUUUUUUUUGGCCUUUCGAAUGAUACAUUAUAUAAGGUUUUAUGUAAAUUUGUUCUUGCUUUAUAUUGC
Messenger RNA from Ilex paraguariensis (yerba mate), 4812 nucleotides. Lineage: Eukaryota; Viridiplantae; Streptophyta; Magnoliopsida; Aquifoliales; Aquifoliaceae. The record is from the annotation of a GenBank genome assembly.